Molecule: messenger RNA, 5141 nt
Organism: Cydia splendana
Lineage: Eukaryota; Metazoa; Arthropoda; Insecta; Lepidoptera; Tortricidae
Product: ral GTPase-activating protein subunit beta
Exons: 30
Coding region: 262-4620 (1452 amino acids)
Biological process (GO): regulation of small GTPase mediated signal transduction; activation of GTPase activity
Molecular function (GO): GTPase activator activity
Source: RefSeq, a predicted model, not a curated record
UGACGUGUUGUCAUGACAUAUACUGUAGCAGAAAAAAAAGAGUGAAAACUUGGGAAAAUCUUUAGAAAAUAACUCGGGAUAUAGACUUUCUACUUGUGUAGAAUACGGCAGUUUUUAAACUAAUACUAUUUUAAAGCGUUGUCUAAGUGUAUCAGUUCACAAUACAAUUUGAAUUGUGUUUUGUUAUUGUUUACUAAGCAGCUCGCUGCGCGUUGACUUGGAGACGAACGGGACAGCGGACGGCACCGUUAUACCUUAUUUAUGAAUGUGGGAAUCUUCAAUAGAGUCAACCAUAAGAACAAGGAUUCAGGCGGUAUGUACGCCGAGUGGAGCUCGCUGCCGCUCGAGGGCGGCGGGCACGGCGUGCUCGGCGCGGUCGGCGGCGCGGCCGGCGCGGGCCGCGACGUGGUGCUGGCGGUGGUCCGCCAGCUAACGUCGCACGAGCCAAGCCCGCUCACCACCGACGCCGAGGUGGAAUGGGUCCUCGAAGUGAUCCGCUUCGGUCUCUCCCUGCCGCUGCACGAGCACGAGGCGCUCCGCGACUGCGUGCGCGUGUGCUGCUCGUGGCUGUCGCCGCUGCUGCCGCCCGCGCCGCCCGCGCAGCCGCCGCCGCCCGCCGUGCCGCCGCCGGUCGCCGCCGCACCCAAACGAUACGCGAGGAAGAUACUAAGGCAUUUGCAUAAUCUGUUCGUGCCGAGGCCUAAUGAGACACUCACAUUCAUAUAUCAGACGGAACUGGGCGGCGACCUGAUCGGCAAGCAGGCCGUCCUCUGCCACCGGGUGCUCCGUCUCGCUCGCACUGUAGCCGGCUCAGCGGACCUGGGAGCGGCGGAGUGGAAGUCUCUUUUACUCCUACUGCUGGCCGCGGCGCGGGCGCUGCUGUCCCCGCCCGCCCCGCACCACUCCUCGGCUGACCAGUUGUGUCGGCGUGUGCUGGCUGUGCUGCUGGAGGUGUGGCUGCUGGCGUGUCACAGAUGUUUCCCGUCACCCCCGCUAUGGCGCACGCUUCGUGAACAAUGCAUCCGUUGGCGGCAUCGCGCGCCGCUCACAGAACAAUGGACGAGAGUUUCGCUCUGCCUUACGGCGAGGCUGCUAGGGCAUAUGUACGGCCCAACGUUCCCCAAGAUGCCUAUAAGCGAAGAAGACGCCAACCUGAUUCCCCCGGAUAUGUCCGCCGAAGCUGUCAUGCAGUCCUGGUACCGAAUACUCCACACCAUCGGCAACCCGGUGGACCUGUGCCGGCCGCACGUCAUCAGCCAGACUCCGGACUUUCUGCAGUACUCAGUGCUCGAGGAGGGCGCGCGCGACCCGUCGCAGCACCCGUGCCUGCAGGCGCUGCCGGCGAUCUUCCACAACGCCAUGCGAGGGCUCGCCGCGCAUGUCGACGCGUUCCUUGGGCGGGGCUCGGAGCGGUGGUGGGAGGCGGGGGUCAGCGGCUCCAGCGCCGCGGAGGAGGGGGACACGCCCCCCGCGCACCGCCGCCUCGCCAAGUCCUACAGCGUGGCCGGCAAGGCCAGGGACAAGACCGAGAAAGGUACUCCACGGUCAUCUCUAAUCGGACUGACGGGGGGAGGCAGCAGGCCUGCUAGUGUGGCGCCUACUACUCCACCUAAUUCUAUCGUCUCACAAGUGUGUGAUACGGAGAAACCGCCCCUGACUCCACUGCGUCCGAAAGUGAACUCCAUCUUCCAUUUGUUCGGCGAGUGGCUGUUCGAAGCAGCACUCAUUGGGACCACGCCUUCCUACAACAACCAACAACGAGCCGACGGCACUCCGCCGCCGCCAUCAUUGUCGGAUGCCACGAGCAAACUGAAUAUGGCAGCGUACCAACCAGGUCGCGCCGAAGCCCUAGGCGCCUUAUGUCGCGUACUUUGCUCCAAGCAGUGUCGUGAAGAGGUUUCAGCCCAGUACCUAGCACGUUGCUACGCCGCCAUUCACCGCGGGCUGAGAGACCCGCCUACCGCGCCCGCUGUCGUACUCAAUGCGCCUGAUAUAUUCAGAUUGGACCUGGAUGGCGUAUUGGUGUUAGUUCCUGACUUCAUCACAGCACUAGAGCACAUCCUAACAGAGCGAGAGCCCAAACUGGAAUGCGGUUCCAUAGACAAGCGAGAGCUGCGCAAGGCGGCCAUCAGCGCGUUGUUGUCUCUGGUCGCCUUCCCGCACCAUUAUAAGGGGCUGCCGGUUCCUGAGUUCCCCGGGUGCAAUGAGUACGCCGGCAUGACACUAGGCGACUACGCCCGCGGCAAGAUCUCCCUAAUCUGCGUAACUGCAGUCCAGGUUGAGACCUCAGACGCACUAGCAGUGCCUUUGCUAAGCGCUUUGUACCUGUGUGUGAGGCAUAACGCGCAGGUAUCGACGGCGAGCAAGGCGCAUAGCGCGCCGCCUGGCUCGACUAUGUCGCAUAGCACGGAUUACAAAGCGCGCUCCGACGGCGGCGCGGCGGAGCCCUCGCUGGACGACCUCGUCACCGACCUGGACCCGGCGUCGCCGCUUUUCGGUGCGGCACUGGUGGUGCGUGCCACGUACUUAGUGUGCCACCGCCUAAUCUCCUCGUGGAAGGGAGACCUGCAGGUGUCGCUGGCCGCGUUGGAACUGCUCUCUGGCCUGGCUAAGCUGCACUCUGCUAAACCAGAAGCGAUAGAGCGCAAGCGCGCCGUCCGCUGGAUCUGCGACUACAUUAGCAUCCAAUGCAGCCGCCCCCCUCCCGCGCACUCGCGCGACCUGCACUCGUGCGUGGUGGCCGCGUACUCCUGCCUGGCCUCCUGGCUGUGUCCCGCGCUGCUCGCCGACCCGGACUGCCUGGCCGCGCUCAUGGAGGUGGUGGAGCUGGGCAUCUCGGGCACCAAGAGCCAGGGUAAAUCAGGCGAGCAACCAAAAAUGAAAGAUGAGAAGGAACUAAAGCCUGUUUCUAUGAGAGUGCGCGACGCAGCCGAAUCCUUAUUGAUGCUCAUUUUGGAACAGGUGGGAUCCGAAUCUCCGGGCACCGGUUGGUGUCGAUUGGACGAGCGAUGGCUAUCAGCUUUAGGACACGGCCGCCUGAGGCAUUACGUCGCCGACGGCAAUAUUCUGUUGUCGUUGUUGGAAGAACCGCUCGCGAACAGCCAGGAACCGCAACCUACGCUUAUUGUGAUUAUCCGCUGCGGCUGGGGCCGCUUCGCGUGGUCCAUGAGCAACCGCGGCGCGCCCCGCUCGGGCUUGCGCGGCGGAGGGGCGGCGUGCGCGCGCCCCGUGGACAUCACGGAGCCGCCGCCCCGCGCGCCGCCCGUCUGCCGCCCGCUGCCGCCCGCGCCGCCACCGUGCGCCGUUGACAGCGCAUUCCCAAGCCUGGAGGCGGUGUUGCGCCAACUGAACGACCCAGAGGCGCCCACGCUAUUCAAGCUGUUGGAACAACAGGCCGCCGUCGAAAAACGCGUUCAGGAGAGUGAAAAUAACGCGGUGCCAGAAGAGUGUGUACCGCCGGAGCCCGUGACGGAGUUUCAGACUGCGCGGUUGUUCUUGUCGCACUUCGGCUAUCUCAACAUCGGCGGGGAGAGAAAGGGCUUGGGACCACGAUUGGUGGCCCUGGACGACUCAGCGGCCGGGUUCGCGGCGGCGCUGCGCCGCGUGGACUCGUGCGGCGCGCGCACGGUGCUGACCGUGCACGUGCUGCUGGCGCGCGCCGGGCAGCGCGCCGCGAGGGACAUCGUGGCCAACUCGCGCCGGGACCCGCCCGCUGCCUUCGCGAGGAUGCUGCAAGGGCUGGGCAAGCCGGUGCGCGUCCGUGGCCACCCGGGUUGGACGGGCCACGUGGCGACGAGCUACGACGCGCAGCCCGAGUACUUGUCCACGCCGCCCCCCGCCGCCGCCGAGGACAAGACCCCCUCCAUCUACGACGGCAGGGAGCAGGUACUUUACUGGUCAGACUCCAGCAACGAGAUAGCGUUCGUCGUGCCGUCGGGACACGAGGUGGUCGACACGGACACGGACGAUAAAAGCGACGUAAAAUCUGAUACCGACGGGAACUGCUUGUCUGCCAGGAGUUCAGAAAAGGCGGUAGGCUCGCGCUGGGACGUGUCGAGCAACAGCUCGGGCGCGCUGUCUUACGAGCGAAGCAUCAGCGAGUCCGACAAGGCGGAGCGAGGCCGCUCCAGUCUCAACGAGAAAGUGCGCGCGCUGUCGCUCGACCUUGACAAGCAACCAGGCGCACAGCUGACGGGAAGCGGUAGGCGUAAUCGUGACUUCACGACGAAGAUUAUGGUUAUCUGGUUGGAAGAUUUUGAAGAUCAUCUGAAUCUACCAAUCGACUCGCUGCUCCGCUACUGCGAGACGGGCCUGCCCUGGCGGCGGCACGAGGCGCACUGCAUCUGCGUGUCGCCGCGGCGCUCCGGGCUGCUGCUGGCGCGCACGGUGCCGCGCGCGGCCGGCGUGCUGUGCGACGGCGCGCUGCUGGCGCCCGAGCUGCUGCCCGCCGCCCUGCGCCGCGCCGCGCGCUGCCUGGCCAGGCCCAUCCGCCUCAACACCGACCUAUACCAACCCCCGCACGUGCGUCGCCGGCACCUCAUCCAGGAGUUGGCGCAGCAGUUCAGGAGGGAUCUCACCGAGCCCGAGCUAUUGGAGUCACUCUUCAAACCGCCCGUCUAAACGCAAUAGGCCAGAGGGGCUAAGGGUGGUAUUCCAUCUGUCCAAUAUCUUGGUCCAAUGUGUAUUUGCGUCUCAAGCCCGCCCCACACUCAUGCGCGAAUCGCGGUGCGAAGCCGCGAACACGAGUGUGGAGCCGAUUUCACAGAUCUGCGAAAUGGACUCCACACUCGCGUUCGCGGCGCGAAGCAGCGCUCGACUGUGGAGCGGGCUUCACAUUUUGUUAAUAACUUUUGAAAAAAAUCCGUUUUCUGGACCUACUGCAUCUUUAAAGAGACAGACAGAGAUUACAGGUUAUCUUCAUGUUUCUUGCAUGUAGCUUGCGUAUUUUGAACCGACUUCCCAAAAGUUGAAGAUAUAUAUUCGAAUAAUUUUAAACAUAAUUAGGUAUUAUAACUUUAAGACUGAUGUGUAAUCGUGCUUAAUAACAUUCCUUGGUAAUGUUGCAGUAUUUUAAUAAUUUAAUUUGCUUAUGCAUAAUUUAUAUCGUUACAUAAUAAUAUAAUAAAUUUAACUUAUUUAAA